ACGAAACUAUUGAAAUAAAUAGUGAUAUUCAUAAUAACAUAAUGGCACAAUUUAAGCCUGAAUAUUUAAGCUGUGUUCCGCAAUUCGAUGGAAACCCCAGCGAAUUGAAUAGAUUUUUAGCUACUUGUAAAUCUAUCAUUGACAAUUUUUAUAAUGCUAGAGAUGUAAAUUGCUUUCAAAAUACUUACCUAUUGAACAGUUUAAUUGGAAAAUUAACAGGAAAUGCUAGACUUGUUGUAAAUGUACAAAACGUCUCCACCUGGGAUGAUCUUAAAAAUACAUUAUAUAGAAACUUUGCUGAUAGGCGCGAUGAAAGCUGUCUGAAUAGAGAUUUAGUAAUGUUAAGACAACAAAAUGAGUCUCCCCAAAAUUUUUAUGAUAAAGUUUUAGAAAUUCUAAAUUUGCUAGUAAGCUAUGUUGAUUCUCACGAUGAUAUUGCCUCUGCAACCGUUAAACGAACCGUUUAUCAAAAGUUAGCAUUAAAAACUUUUUUAUCUGGUCUAAAGGAACCUCUUGGCAAUACAAUUCGUUGUAUGAGACCCACAGACUUAGCCGAAGCCAUUCAAUUCGUAAUUCCAAAGAUUUAAUCAGCAACCCGUAGCAUACAAUAAUAACUUUGCACACAACCCAUUUAAUCGUACUCCAAAUUUCCCGUCUCAACCGGUUAACAUCAGACCUAAUUAUAACUUGCCAACCCCCAAACCAUUUACCAAUUCACAAGUAUUCGGUAAACCAAAUGUUUUCAAACCAGAUCCGUCUAAACAAUUUCCAACCUGAUCCUUCAAAUAAUGCCUGUUACGUUGACCCAAAUUAUCGUUUCAAUUCAGAACCACAAGAACAUGAAAUUGAUGAUCCCGAUAAUCAAGAAAUUGAGGAACAAAAAAUAUUAAUAGUGUCAGUGAACUUUCAUAUAUAAUAUUCCCAGAAAAUAAUAUUAAAGUGUUAAUAGACUCAGGUUCAACAAAAUCCUUCAUAAAUCCUGAUAUUGCAAAACG
Molecule: messenger RNA, 995 nt
Organism: Dendroctonus ponderosae (mountain pine beetle)
Lineage: Eukaryota; Metazoa; Arthropoda; Insecta; Coleoptera; Curculionidae
Source: RefSeq, a predicted model, not a curated record